This is a messenger RNA of Penicillium nucicola, 2301 nucleotides long. Its product is annotated as putative JmjC domain protein. The record is from RefSeq and is a predicted model, not a curated record. Lineage: Eukaryota; Fungi; Ascomycota; Eurotiomycetes; Eurotiales; Aspergillaceae. The transcript has 2 exons. Bases 1 to 2301 code for a protein of 766 amino acids.
AUGCCGGCUCACCGAGCCCGAUUGGCAUUCGAGCCAAUGGCUCCUGAUCUUGAUAUUGAUUAUGUUGUUGAAACAACGGAGAAUUUUCAAUUUGCAGACCGAGUCACUUGUGACUCGCUCGAUAGAUUCUCACUUGAGCAAUUCGAAAAGCUCGCCCAUUUUCAAGUGGUUUUGACUGGCAGACCGUUGGUUGUGGAAGGGUUUCAGGAAAGGCUGGACCAAGCUCUAUUUUCGGAAAAGUGGCUUCGAGAGACAUACUCUUCAAAAGUCGAAGAUGUUCGUGAUCUCAGACAGAAAAACAGCAAGCCUUUUACCAUAGGUCAUUAUUUGAAAAGCCUUCCGAUCUUGUCCAGAAAGAUCAACCGUGAUAACUACAUGGACAAACAUUGCCAGCGCCUUUACAUGAAGGACAUCGAUUGUCCCUCUGAAUGGCGAGACCAUCUUGAACAGCUGGUUCCUCCUUCUCUCUUCUACCUCAACGAUUCCCCAAAGCCUUUCUCCGGGCCUGCAUCUUCUGAUGCGAACAUGCAAUCACACCCAAAAUCCUCAGAAGGCGAACCACUUGCCCCAGCGGGUGACUUGAUGAGCAGCCUUCCCCCUGACAUGCGGGCCGAAAACUUGAUGUGCUACAUUGGCCAUGAAGGAACUUACACACCAGCUCAUCAGGAGAUGUGUGCUAGCCUUGGUCACAAUAUAAUGGUAGAUGCCUCGGAUGGUACCCCGGAGAAUGGUCAAAAUACAGAGCCUGGCUCGUCGAUCUGGUUCAUGACGGAGAGAAAGGAUCGACACGUGGUAUCAGAGUACUGGAUGUCCGUCCUAGGGCACGAUAUCGACAUUGAAGACUUUUUCGCUCCCUUGCACGCCUGGGUGAUUGCUCCCUUCAAAACAUGGGUCGUGCACCAGAAGCCUGGUGAUCUCAUUCUCGUUCCACCUCUCGCGGCUCACCAAGUUUGGAAUCGUGGGACACGCACCAUCAAGGUGGCGUGGAAUCGGACUACGAUUGACACGUUAGAGCUCGCUCUAGGUGAAGCAUUGCCACACGCGAGAAUGGUUUGCCGCGAUGAGCAAUACAAGAACAAAGCGAUUGUAUUUUUUACACUGGAGCGGUAUGCAAAGUUGUUACGCCAGGCAUCCAAGGUCGAACACCCGGUGGUUGACCAGUUGUGGGACGCCUUCAAGCGUCUUUUCAAAAUGUACAUGAGCAUUCUGUUAUCAGAAACAUUUUCUCGCAAGAGCCCGGAGAAGGAGGUUGAGUAUCAUGCCUUCCAGAGCAAUGUGACUUGCUCGUACUGCAGAUGCAACAUCUUCAACCGCUUCCUUACCUGCCCUAGCUGUGCCUAUUCGCUCGGUGGGGAUGACGACCCAUAUGACGUAUGCAUGGACUGCUAUGUUAUGGGAAGGAGCUGUGGAUGUAUUUCCAACCUGAAAUGGGUGGAGCAAUUUCACUGGAAGGAAUUGACGGAGCGUUACGAGUCAUGGCGGCGUUUGAUCCUUUCUUCUGAUCCUGGAAACAAGGAUCUGAAGAACGAAUUCCCUACUUUUGUUAUCGCUCGAGGGAAAGCCAUCACGAAAACGACAGCCGAAAUCUGUCAAGAACAACUGAAGCGUCGGCCGUGGAAUGACCCCAACAAGCCCAAUGCUAUGAAGAAUCCCGAAAUACUUAACACAGUUAGUGGAUCAGAGGACGACAGUCGACCUCGAAAGCGAAAAAAGGUCCGGAAACCAAAAAAGCUGGGUUCAGAAGAUGUUCAUCGCUGUCACGUCUGCCUCCAUUUUGAACUCAAUUGGAAGCUUGCCACUUGUUCGAAUUGCGAUGCACGAUACUGCUAUGGCAGUCUAUUCAGGGCCUUUGAAAUCUCACCACAAAGCGUCAUGGAGAAAUACCACUGGUUAUGUCCAAAGUGCGAGAAGAUCUGCAGCUGCGGAGGAUGCAAGCGUGAUUCAACCAUGAGGCCAUAUGAGCCGAACUGCACUGUGCUCGGGCAUGAUACAAGCAAGGUCGCAGAUUUCAGGAGCGUCGAAUCUCUGGUAGAUUUUCGCAAAUCGAACCUGUGGUGGCUGAAAAAGUUCGGUGACGAUGUCCAUGGGCGGAUCAAGAAGCACCAGGACGAAGCUGUGUCCGCUGAUCUCGAACGCCAGAAGACUCUAGAAGAGCAUGGGUUCCUCUUUGAGACCAGUCCCUCCGAUCAACAAACUCAAACAAGCAUUGGCGGGCUCACAGCUGAAAGCAACACAGAUGAUGCCGAAGAAAUACCCGUUGACCCCUCAUUGAUGCUCGAGUCUUUUGUGAGCAUUGAUUGA